Acanthoscelides obtectus is the source of this 446-nucleotide messenger RNA. Lineage: Eukaryota; Metazoa; Arthropoda; Insecta; Coleoptera; Chrysomelidae. The record is from the annotation of a GenBank genome assembly.
UCAACCUUUGCGAAAUGAAUUCGGUAACAACUUCAUUUUUAUGGAUGAUAAUGCAAGGCCACAUAGAGCGAGAAGGGUCCAGUGGGCUCUAGAAAUGGGCCAAAUACUGAGAUUGCCAUGGCCUGCACACAGUCCAGACAUGAACCCCAUUGAAAACAUUUGGGACACUAUAGCUCGAGCUGUAGGGAACAGAAUAGAUCCACCUACAACCCUAAAUGAGCUGGCUGCAGCAGUAAAUGAAGAGUGGAAUAAUUUACCAAAAGAAAAAAUUAACCACCAAAUAAUAGGAAUGCCAAGGUGUGUUAAUGCACAGCUAAGAUCUAGAGGACAUCGAACUGGUUAUUAAUUAUGUUUUAUUUUUGUUUAAAAUAAUAAUUUUUCUUUAAUGCUCAUUUUUAAAAAUAAAAUUUUUGGUACCUUACUUGUUCAACUUUCUUUUUCUUUUC